Lobosporangium transversale is the source of this 2609-nucleotide messenger RNA. RefSeq lists its product as hypothetical. The transcript has 4 exons. Lineage: Eukaryota; Fungi; Mortierellomycota; Mortierellomycetes; Mortierellales; Mortierellaceae. The record is from RefSeq and is a predicted model, not a curated record. Bases 321 to 2426 code for a protein of 701 amino acids. Gene Ontology annotation, cellular component: cytoplasm. Gene Ontology annotation, biological process: protein transport.
CUCAGCAGCUCCUGGGAAUCACUGGAGUAAGUAUGCAAAAGCAAAUAUCAAUAAAGAAGCCCCCAGCUCUUCACUUCCUGUAGUCAUCUUCUGCUCGCCAAUUGCCCCUUCUUGCUCACUUCUCGUCGCAGACUACCUUUUAUCACGUUUUUAAUUAUAGUUUUUUCUUUUAAGCAUAUGCACCGGCGGUUUCCUUUUUUAAAUAUAUUAUUAAUUGACAAUUGGUAGUACAAUCUUUUCUCAUUCAGCACCUCAUUUCUCAUUCUUCGCUUGCAGAAUUAGCCUUCUGUACAGCCAGAACAGUGACCAGGAGCUGAAGUAUGAAGCGGCUGCGGAUCGAACUACAACAAAGCCUUAAUGAAGCAGUGGGCUAUUAUCUGCCAGGAGACACUGUAGAAGGUCAAGUUUUAUUAACAACAUCAUCCAGCAUCAAAUACACAUGUCUCAGGAUACACCUCAUUGGGACAGUGACGACCAAGGUUGCCAAGGUAGAAGAGCAAAUCUAUGUUAUGAAUCAGCAAGUGGUCCUUCUCGGUAAUAAAGAUAACUCCGCUGAGUACCUACUUGAUGAAGGGAAGCACAGCUGGGCAUUCCAGUUCUUGAUCCCACCACAGCAUGUUCCGUCUUCUGGAAAGUAUCGUCAUGGAGUUGUCAAAUAUUCAUUAAAUGCAGCAUUGACAUCUGAAGGGAUUGUACUCGGGAUGCAGGAGCUUAAGACCAGUCAUACAAUUCUCGUUAAGGAUCUUAUCAAUGUGAACGCUGCUCCUUACAAUACUCCGACCUCAAUUAAAGGCAGUAGUAAUCUCAAGCCUAAAGGGAGUAACUCUAAGGAUGUUGCUACUGCUAUAAUAAAGCUUUCGCGAACAGCAUAUCUUAAGGGACAAAAGUUACAACUAGAAAUUGAUCUAUACCAUCCUACUAAACUCCAAAGGAAUCCAGGAUGCUUCAUUCAGUUGAUUUGCAAAGAGGAUUAUUUUGCAGGCGAGCACGCAAAAGAAUACGUCCAAACAAUAGCAACCCGAGCGGAGCCUCUUGUCGUUAAAUCGAAUACUCGUACCGGAAAGAUAAUCUCGGAACUGACUAUUCCGGACACCGCAACACCAACGUUAUUAAAAACCAAAACGAUGUCUAUCGAUUACUAUCUUGCCAUACUAUUCGACAUGCGUCCAAAGACAAGCUUUUUGGAAUCGCGUCAUAGCAAGACACUGAAAAGUGCCAUGAAAAACAAGCUGCUAGCCAGCCCCGGUGGAUUCGAAGUCAAGGUGCCUAUUGUCAUUGGCACGAUGUCCAAUAAUUCUAUCACACAAUCCAUUUCCUUAGAGCAUACUCAGAUGCCAGAAUUAAUUCAAUCUCAGACUCAGCAGUUGCAGCAGCUUCAACCUGUUAGAAAUGAUUUGAGCUCUAAUUACUUGACCCCAUUCGGAUCGCCUUCUGGAUCGCCUGCAACCUCCCUCCCUUCUUCCAUACCGUCAUCAAAUGCGCCGAGUAUGAGUGGGCGUUUACCAUCUACAAAUAUCCCACCAAACAUCGCUGACUAUACGUCUGGUCGUGUUCAAGGAAGAGAAGACAGCAUAGGGUAUAAUUCACUCGCUAUGAUCGCAAGCGGACAUGUGAAUAGGCCUAGUCUGGCACCACCAUUGCAGCCCCCUAUGCUGUAUCCAGCUACUAGAAGCAGGAGCUAUUCUGCUGUACCUCUAUUUCAAUCUUCGCACCCCUCCUCUUCAUCUUCCCAUAGCACUAAUCAGCAUUUGAAUUCUCCUGCCGAAUUGAUCUCCAAGCCUCUGCCCGAAAUACCACAGAGCCCCUCUCAGUCUCAGGCUCAGUUUCUGCCCAUUAAUUUUACUAACCCAUCAGUGUCUGCAUCAUCAACACGUUCAACACUUGCUUCUACACUGAGACCAUUUGAAAUGUCACUACCAGCAAUAGGUCUCCGAUGGUCGGAAACAACACCUUAUCCAGAAACUGGAACUUCACCUAGGCCGCCUGUCCAAUCAUCAUUUAGACCAGGAAAUUUUAUGGCGUUGAAUCAUAAUGGAUAUCCUGUAGAAAAGGAAAACGCUACUCAGCAACUCAACCUCCCUUUGCCCAUCUCCUUGUCGGUCGAAAGGCCAACAGCACCCCAUGCUGUGGAUUUAGGCCUAGGUCCUGCUUCGCCCACUGCGGAGCACGCUCAGAUCUUUCCUUCAUCCCGUCGUUAUUCUGAUCCUGCAACGCCAUCUCGUGGAACCACAAAUGGUGCAAAAGACUAUUUUACAGCGAUUCAAAGUCCUUCAGUAUCCUUGGUAUUGACCCCUGUGAUGGCCGCGCCGAGUAUGACUGCAAUAUCUACUGCACCUUCUGCACCAUAUUUACUGAAUGCACCUUCUGCACCAAGUUUAUCGAAUGCACCAAAUGCGUCAAAUACAUCAAAUGUACCAAAUGCAUGAAAUGCAUAAAUGCAACAAGCCACAUUUGGAAAAGGGACGUUCAGCAUGAAUACCUUAUCAGAGUUCUUGCGGGGGUUAUGAGGAGCUAUAGUUUAAUUUAUACCAUCUUAAUCUCCGGCAGUUUACUUCUUUGUACCUUACAUCUUUCUCUCUUACCCUGUUCUUCAUUAAAGCAAAAUAAAG